Molecule: messenger RNA, 1968 nt
Organism: Formica exsecta
Lineage: Eukaryota; Metazoa; Arthropoda; Insecta; Hymenoptera; Formicidae
Product: thiamin pyrophosphokinase 1
Exons: 6
Coding region: 189-1058 (289 amino acids)
Biological process (GO): thiamine diphosphate biosynthetic process; thiamine metabolic process
Molecular function (GO): ATP binding; thiamine diphosphokinase activity; thiamine binding
Source: RefSeq, a predicted model, not a curated record
CGUAAGAUCGUCAAGGACGAAUGCGGAGGCGUUCGCGAAAGAGCGUUUAGGAAUAGAUUCCUUCUCUUUCCGCUCGAUGUCACAUUUCGUGGAAUGAUAAAGAGCUUACCACAAAAAAGUUUUAGAUUACGCAAAGUCAUGCCCGCCUGCGGCUUAAUCUUAAUUCGCCGAUUAACGUGAUUUCAGUGAUGAAACACGUUACGUCGCAUCGCACAAUGCAACAAGAAUCGGAGUCCAACAGGACAACAUGGAAUCCGUUCGAUAUAUUUCAAUAUGACACGUGUUGCAAUUACGCGGUGAUCGUGCUGAAUUGUCCCAUAUAUUGGAAGCACGAGAUUAUGCUCCCAUUCUGGCAGAAAGCUCAAAUCACGGUCACCGUCGACGGCGGAACGCACAGAUGGCUGAAGUAUUUGGAGGAGCAUGGGAUAGACAUAUUAAGCGAUGAGCACAGGCAGUACAUACCUAAUCUCAUUACAGGAGAUAUGGAUAGCUGUUCAUCGAGUGUGAUCGAAAAAUUGGAAAAUAUAGGAUCUCUCGUUAUUAAAACACCUGAUCAGAAUCAUACGGAUUAUACUAAAGCCUUGUUGCAAGUUGCGCAGAAUGCCAAGAUGAGAAAUAUAAAUUUAGGUGAAAUAUACGUGCUUGCAGAAACAUCAGGCAGAUUUGACCAUAUCAUUGGCAAUAUUAAUACAUUGUACAAAAGUGACAAGCUUGUGGGAAAUAUACAGGUAAUACAAAUUGCAAGCAAUUCUCUAACAUGGUUAUUAAAACCUGGUUUGCACAAUAUAUGUAUACCAGAGAUCUUAGUACAACAACAAUCCUGGUGUGGUUUGAUACCAUUUGGAUGUCCGGCUAAUUGUAUAUCAACAUCUGGAUUGAAAUGGGAUUUAAAUAAUACAACUAUGAAAUUCGGCGAUUUAGUUAGUACUUCGAAUACAUAUGAUAAUUCUGAAGUGACUGUAAAUACGGAUACAACGGUAAUUUGGACCAUGGGGAUAGAACCUUUCAUGGAGGCUAUAAAUAACGAAGCAAUUACUCCAUCAAUAGAUAACAAGUAAAUAAAUAUUUCAUAUUAUCAAGCAUACGACUGAUUAAGUCAGAAAUGCUCAACAUUACUGCUAUCUAAGGUACUCAAUAAUAUUUUUUAUUCAAAUAACAGUAAAUUAAUUUGCCUGAAAUUGACUUAGAAUAGUGCAAAUUUUAAAUUCGAUUUAGGAAAUUCAAUUUGGAAUCAUUUGCUAACUGAUUGACAGAUAUCUAUCAUGAGAUACUUGAGAUAUAUGUAAUUGUUACAAUAAUAUGUUUUAAUCAUAGGAUGAAUUAUUUUCGUCUACUCUAUAUAAGUUUUGUUUGAAUAGAGUUAUAAUCCCUAUUCUACAUGAGAGAAAUUGUUCAUUCAAAAACAUAAAUUAUAUAUAGUAUUAUCUAAAUGGAAUAUCAUAUUUUUAUUAAUUGCAAAUUUACAGAUAUUUUUUAUAGUCCUUUUACAAUUUACAUUAAAAUAGUAGAAAAAUAUAAGUAAAAUAUAUUUUUAUUUGUUAACAGAUUGUUAAAAGAUAUAUCAAAUUGAUAUAAUUGCGUAAUAAUAUCAGAUACUAUAUUAUCAGGUCACUUGUUUAUUAAAUCUUGAAUGUAUAGGUUGAAUAUAUAUAUAGAUAUGUUAAAACAUCUAAUAAUACUGCUGCAAGAUGCGAAAGUUUAACAAUGAAAUAAAUUUUAUAGUAGUCACUUUUUCAUGUACAUGCAUAUGUACCUAUGCACUUGUAUACAUUCCUAUUAAGGCAUUCUUCCUUAGAUUUUAAUAGAAGAAAUAGUUAAGGAGAAUACAAAAUUUAUAGUUUUAUAAUGCUGACUUCUCUCUCUCUCCUAUUUUGUUUACAAAUGUGAAACCAAAGCUAUGACAAACUUAUAUGACACUUUAAUAGUUAAUAUAAUGUAUUUAAAUCUGAAUUAAACUAAAAUUUAAGA